This is a messenger RNA of Harpegnathos saltator (Jerdon's jumping ant), 793 nucleotides long. RefSeq lists its product as uncharacterized. Gene Ontology annotation, molecular function: lipid binding. The transcript has 2 exons. Gene Ontology annotation, cellular component: extracellular region. The record is from RefSeq and is a predicted model, not a curated record. Lineage: Eukaryota; Metazoa; Arthropoda; Insecta; Hymenoptera; Formicidae. The coding region runs from base 79 to 675 and encodes 198 amino acids. Gene Ontology annotation, biological process: lipid transport.
UCCAUUCUAUGCAUCAGUCGUUUCCAAUCAGUUGAUCUAGGAUUUCGUCACUCUUUCACGGGAAGAAACACCAGCAAGAUGAGGUGCAUACUCGCAGUUGCAUUUACUGUCGUCCUAAUCGCAGCUGAGGGCAAAGCUAUGCCAGCUAGUGAUGUCGAGAUCCAACAGCCUACUGUUCAGCCGUUAGAACUCUCCGAUUACAUCAGACAUGCUCAAAAUUCAAUCACUGAAUUUGGCGCUGAAAUGCAGAAGCAGUUUAACCAAGCAGUGCCCAAUCAAGAAGAAUAUUUGAAUACCCUUAAAGAGCAGAGCAGCCAUUUUUUUAACAACAUACAGAAUCAGGUGCAGAACAUGACGGAGGAGGUGAAGGCGAAAACACCCGAGUUGGAACAUUUAAUGACAAAUUUUAAAACUAAGCUGUCUGAGGCGUUCAAUAAAAUUACUACCAAUGAGGAGGCCGAGGAACAUGUGAAUCAGAUACAAGCGAGAAUUCAAGAAAGUCUCCGCACUGUAAUGAACGAAUCCCAGAAUGUUAUGGAGAACGUAAACAAAAAUUCCGCGAAAGUGCAAGAAGACAUCUCUAAAUUUGUUAAAGGAUUAGUUGACUUUGCCUCUGAAAAUCUCAAGAAUUUCUCACCAGAGGCGACGACACAGAAGACAGAGGAACACAGUUAAAAUAUAAAAAUGCGCUUCGUAAAUUAUUCGUAUGCGAAACACUUUGGCCAUUAUGCGCAGAGAAAUUCAAAGUUCAAUUAAUCAGCGAGUGUAACCUCACGCCAUAUCAUAAUCUGGA